Molecule: messenger RNA, 783 nt
Organism: Acaulospora colombiana
Lineage: Eukaryota; Fungi; Glomeromycota; Glomeromycetes; Diversisporales; Acaulosporaceae
Source: the annotation of a GenBank genome assembly
AUGGUCGCUUUUUCCAAACCUGUUGCCGAGUUGCCAACAGCCAUAAAAGCGGUUUUGGAGCCAGUCGUCAAUAAUGCCUCAACACGUCAACCUUUCAGUCGGGCAAACGCGGUAACGUCUUUUGCGGUCAUAUCACUAGCAAUCUACACAACAAACUAUGUUUACAAAAAGCGAGCGGAACGUACCGGAUCCUCCUUUAACAACGGAGCCAAUGUCUACGAAGGUCCCGUGCCCGGGAGUAGCAAGUAUUAUUUGAAGGUACCAUACAAGAAUCGCACUUCCACUGUGACCAUAAGGCCGACCACCGCCGAAGCAUUUAAGAGAAACAAGAAAUCCUUCCCCGUCCUCGUCGGCCCUCAAAAGGUCGGCGUCAACAGGGCCUUCUUCAAGCAACUUGUCGCAAUCCUACAAAUCAUUUUACCGAGGGUGAGGUCGAAAGAGGUUUUCCUCCUAAUAUUGCAUUCCGUUUUCUUGCUCCUAAGGACUUGGCUAAGCAUCGUGGUGGCAAAAUUGGAUGGAAGGAUUGUUAGAGAUUUGGUUUCGGCUAAUGGAAAAGAGUUCCUCAAAGGAAUUGUAUACUGGUUUGUCAUUGCUAUUCCGGCUGCAUACACCAAUAGCAUGAUACGCUUUCUCCAAUCAAAGUUGUCAAUUGGAUUUAGAACGCGUUUGACACGAUACGUGCACGAUCUUUAUCUGAAUAAGCAGGAUGCUUACUACAAAGCCAUCAAUCUUGACAAUCGAAUUGGUAGUACUGACCAGUUAAGUUCAUCACCACCGACAUAG